Molecule: messenger RNA, 699 nt
Organism: Selaginella moellendorffii
Lineage: Eukaryota; Viridiplantae; Streptophyta; Lycopodiopsida; Selaginellales; Selaginellaceae
Product: pentatricopeptide repeat-containing protein At3g46790, chloroplastic-like
Exons: 1
Coding region: 1-699 (232 amino acids)
Biological process (GO): RNA modification
Molecular function (GO): RNA binding; protein binding
Source: RefSeq, a predicted model, not a curated record
AUGGAAGAGGCCUCGGGAUUAAGUCCAAACAACAUAACUUACGUAGCGGUGCUGGAUGCCUGCACGGAGAUGGGAGCUCUCGACAAAGGCAGACAGGUUCACGCGUCCAUUCCCGAGAAGCAGCUGCGUUCCUCCAUCGAAGUCGGGAUCGCCCUCGUCAAUCUCUAUGGCAAGUGCGGGAAAGUGAUUGAAGCUCAGCGAGCCUUUGACGGCAUGGAAGUCCGAGACGUGAUACUCUGGAGCUCGCUCAUCGCAGCCUACGCUCAGCUUGGUCACGUAGACGAGACGCUGCUGCUCGUGAAGACCAUGCAACACGAAGGCUUGGAGCCAAACCGAGUGACUUACGUGAGCGUCAUCUCGGCUUGCAGCCACGCUGGGCUCAUGGAGGAAGCUUACAGCUAUUUCCUGGCGAUGAUCCAGGAUCACAACAUCGCUCCCACUUGCGAGCACUACCGCUGCAUCGUGGAUCUCUUGGCUCGAGCCGGGCAGCUCGACGAGGCCGAGAAGCUCCUCACCAAGAUCGAGAACAUUGGACCGCUGGCCUGGAUGACAAUGCUCGCGGCUUGCAAGGGCCAGGGCGAUCUCGGACGAGCUCGAAGAGCUGCCAAGCUUGCAAUCAAGUUUAAUCCAGGCUCCUCCGCGGGAUACAUAGCUCUCUUCAACACCUAUCUUGGAGAGACGACGGAGAGCUCGAGUUAA